This is a messenger RNA of Mesitornis unicolor (brown roatelo), 1201 nucleotides long. RefSeq names its product HHIP-like 1 (gene HHIPL1). Lineage: Eukaryota; Metazoa; Chordata; Aves; Mesitornithiformes; Mesitornithidae. The annotation marks the transcript as partial. The record is from RefSeq and is a predicted model, not a curated record. The transcript is spliced from 4 exons.
CGCUUCUACCGCCUCAGCGCCCACCUCGACGGGCCCACCUACGCCACCUGCGCCGGGCACCUGCAGGACCUGCUCUGCCAGGAAUGCUCUCCAUAUGCAGCGCACUUGUACGACGCCGAGGAUCCCUCCACCCCCGUGCGAACGAUACCGGGGCUUUGCCAAGACUAUUGCCUGCAAGUGUGGCAAAAAUGCCGCUCCAUUUUCCGCUACCUCUCUGCAGACCAAGAGUUAAUGGCGCUGGAGAACAACGUGGCAAAAUUCUGCCGCUACCUGUCCUUGGAGGACACAGACUACUGCUUUCCACACCUUUUGGCCAACCAGAACCUUAACCAAAACCUGGGCCUGGUGACCGCCGACGCGGAGGGCUGUCUGCAGCUCUGCCUCUUGGAGGUCGCCAACGGGCUGCGCAAUCCCGUUGCGAUGGUGCACGCCAACGACGGCACCCACAGGUUCUUCGUCGCGGAGCAGGUUGGCCUGGUGUGGACCUACCUCCCCGAUCGAUCCAGGCUGGAAAAGCCCUUUCUGAACAUCAGCCAAGCCGUGCUUACCUCACCUUGGGAAGGAGACGAGAGAGGUUUUCUAGGUAUUGUCUUCCAUCCUAAAUUCAAAUUUAAUGGUAAAGUGUAUGUCUACUAUUCGGUUGAAGUUCGUUAUGAAGAGAGAAUCCGAAUCAGUGAGUUCAGAAUUUCUCCUGCUGACAUGAAUACAUUGGACCAUGGUUCUGAAAGGAUAAUCCUGGAAAUAGAAGAACCCGCGUCCAACCACAACGGAGGAGAGCUGCUCUUUGGAGACGAUGGGUAUCUGUACAUCUUUACUGGAGACGGAGGCAUGGCUGGGGAUCCUUUUGGGACCUUCGGAAACGCCCAGAACAAAUCAGCGCUGCUGGGCAAAGUGCUGCGGAUCGACGUGAACAACAACGACCGCGGGCCCCUGUACCGAAUCCCUCCCGACAACCCUUUUCUCGACGACCCUACGGCUCGCCCCGAAGUCUACGCCUACGGAGUGAGGAAUAUGUGGCGCUGCUCUUUCGACAGGGGCGAGCCCCAAACCAAGGAAGGGAAAGGGCGGCUCUUCUGCGGAGACGUGGGGCAGAAUAAAUAUGAAGAAAUCGACAUCGUCGAGAAAGGGAAGAAUUACGGCUGGAGGGCGAGGGAGGGGUUCAGCUGCUACGACAAAAAGCUUUGCGCCAACUCUUCAAUGG